Molecule: messenger RNA, 401 nt
Organism: Tinamus guttatus (white-throated tinamou)
Lineage: Eukaryota; Metazoa; Chordata; Aves; Tinamiformes; Tinamidae
Gene: FABP1
Product: fatty acid binding protein 1
Molecular function (GO): lipid binding
Source: RefSeq, a predicted model, not a curated record
CAGAGAGCCUUUCCAUCAUGAGCUUCAAUGGAAAGUAUGAACUCCAGUCACAGGAAAAUUUUGAACCUUUUAUGAAAGCGCUUGGGCUUUCCGAUGAGCAGAUCCAGAAGGGCAAGGACCUCAAGAGCAUCUCAGAAAUUGUGCAGGAUGGGAAAAAGUUCAAGAUUACUGUGACCGUCGGCAGCAGAGUUCUGACUAAUGAGUUCACUGUCGGGGUGGAGAGCGAGAUGGAGAUGUUGACAGGAGAGAAGGUCAAGAGUCUUGUGCAGAUGGAAGGCGACAACACGCUGGUGGUAACCAUGAAAGGGGUCAAAUCCGUCACUGUACUCAAUGGAGACACCCUCACCAAUACCAUGACCAUGGGAGAUCUCACCUACAAGAGAAUCAGCAAGAGAAUCUAG